Molecule: messenger RNA, 3476 nt
Organism: Chelonoidis abingdonii (Abingdon island giant tortoise)
Lineage: Eukaryota; Metazoa; Chordata; Testudines; Testudinidae
Gene: PRICKLE2
Product: prickle planar cell polarity protein 2
Molecular function (GO): zinc ion binding
Source: RefSeq, a predicted model, not a curated record
GCAAUGAUUCUCGAUGGGCUGCCCCUUUCCUUGUUUAUGUCUUGUGCUUUGGAGAGCAAAUGGAAUAUACUCUUGCUGGCUAAGGGUCAUUUACCCAAGCCAACGUUGGGGGGUCUGCUGAAAGCAUUUGGAUGGCUGGAAGAGGAUCUGGUAGGGAAAAAGCAAAACGACCAAGCUGGAAUUCUGAGGCAGGCACUGUAAGCUAUAAAGCCCAUCCAGACACAGGGCAAAAAUCACCCUUUUCCUGCUAAUGGUUUCCACAGCACAUUUUCUUUCAAGCAACAGUAUGUUUCGUGUGUGUCUCUUCUAAAAGGCUUUUGCAAAAGCCUGCUGCUCAUUUCAAGAAGGCUCCUACCAGUGUAUGCCACACAGUUUUGAGAAAGAAAACAAGAUGUUUUAUCACACUGCAGUGCUGUCUGUGUUCUUGGUAGCAGCAUAUCACAGGAAAGUAAACUGUAAAAACUAACAUAGCAGAACAGUUUAGCGGAUUUUCCCCCCCAGACUGGCAUAAUCAUUGGUGAGAAUAGGAAGAUUUGCCUUCACUGUAAGUGCCCACAAGAAGAGCACUUUGUAACAGUAAUGCCUCUGGAGAUGGAGAAGACGGUGGCCAAGCUCAUGUUUGACUUUCAGAGGAAUUCCACUUCUGAUGAUGACUCAGGCUGUGCCUUGGAAGAGUAUGCAUGGGUGCCUCCAGGGCUGAAGCCAGAACAGGUUCACCAGUACUACAGCUGCCUCCCGGAAGACAAAGUGCCCUAUGUGAACAGUCCUGGAGAGAAAUUGCGCAUUAAGCAGCUUUUGCACCAACUGCCGCCGCAUGACAAUGAGGUCCGCUAUUGUAAUUCAUUGGAUGAGGAAGAGAAGAGGGAGCUAAAACUCUUCAGCAAUCAGAGGAAAAGGGAGAAUCUAGGGAGAGGCAAUGUUCGACCAUUCCCUGUCACCAUGACUGGAGCCAUUUGCGAACAGUGUGGGGGCCAAAUCAGUGGAGGCGACAUCGCUGUAUUUGCCUCCAGAGCAGGCCACGGCAUUUGCUGGCACCCACCAUGCUUCAUAUGCACUGUCUGCAAUGAACUGCUGGUUGAUCUGAUCUACUUUUAUCAAGAGGGGAAGAUUUAUUGUGGCAGACACCACGCUGAAUGCCUGAAGCCUCGAUGUGCAGCAUGUGACGAGAUCAUUUUUGCAGAUGAAUGCACCGAGGCCGAAGGGAGACACUGGCACAUGAAGCACUUUUGCUGUUUUGAAUGCGAAACAGUGCUGGGGGGGCAGAGGUACAUCAUGAAGGAAGGCAGGCCCUACUGCUGCAACUGCUUUGAAUCUCUGUACGCGGAGUACUGCGACACCUGCGCACAACACAUAGGUAUUGACCAGGGCCAGAUGACUUAUGACGGCCAACAUUGGCAUGCUACAGAAACCUGUUUUUGCUGUGCUCAGUGCAAGAAAUCCCUACUUGGUCGACCUUUCCUACCAAAACAAGGGCAGAUAUUCUGUUCGAGGGCAUGCAGCGUGGGUGAUGAUCCUAAUGGCUCAGAUUCGUCAGAUUCGGCAUUUCAGAACGCAAGAGCAAAGGAGUCCCGCCGCAGUGCCAAAAUUGGCAAGAACAAAGGGAAAGUGGAGGAAAACAUGUUAAAUCAGUGCAGUCAACUGCAAGUGACCUCAAAUAGACUUUCUGCAGAUGUGGACCCACUGUCGCUACAGAUGGAUUUGCUGAGUUUGUCUAGUCAGACUCCUAGCUUAAACAGAGAGCACAUAUGGAGGAGCAGAGAUGAACUCUACCACUAUGGAAAUCAAAUGGAGCAAAGUCAAUCCCAAAGCCCCUUGCAGCUUCUCAGCCAGUGUAAUAUAAGGACUUCCUAUAACCCAGGACAGGGCCCAGGCACUCAACCAGAUUUAUGGGCCAAACAUUUCAACAAUCCAAAGAGAAGUUCAUCUAUAGCGAUGAAGGGGCAUAAUGGAAGCUUCAUCCAGGAGUGCAGAGAAGAUUAUUACUCAGGAAGGCUUAGGUCACAAGAAAGCUACAGUGAUAUGUCUAACCAGAGUUUUAAUGAAACCAGAGGAAACAUCAAAGUUCCAAAAUAUGAUGAAGGGGAAGAAGGCGGGAUGUCUACCAAACAGUGUCGAACAAGGCAUCCAAUCAACGCACUUAAAUUCGCUGAGGACCUAACACCCACUGAGCAAACGCCACGGGGCUCAAUGGAGUCCCUCGCCCUUUCAAAUGCCACAGGACUCUCUGCGGACGGUGGCACCAAGCGCCAGGAGCACCUCUCUAGAUUCUCAAUGCCUGAUCUGAGCAAAGAUUCUGGAAUGAACGUCUCGGAGAAGAUGAGUAACAUGGGGACGCUGAGCUCCUCUGUGCAGUUUAGAAGUGCUGAGUCCGUCCGUAGCCUCUUGUCUGUGCAACAGUACCAAGAUAUGGAGCCGAACCUGCGCGACCUUGCCAAUCCUGCCAAUUACAGAGAGAUGCCAUUGCAUGGAAGGAUGCAUCAGAGUUUUGAGUAUGACAGCGGGAUUCCAGGGAACAAAAUUCCUGGACAGGAUACUGCUAGACUUCCCCCUAUGAGCGAGUGCACACGCAGACGAACCAAUCUCCGGGAUGACGAUCGGCGUUAUCGCCCACACAGAUCCCGGCGGUCCAGACGCUCCCGCUCGGAUAACGCCCUCCAUCUGGCCAGCGAACAGAGCUGUCGAUUGAAAGAGAGGCCCUCGCUGCGAGCCAGAGAGGACUAUGACCAAUUCGUGCAUCAGAGAAGCUGCAGAGAGACGAUGGAACAGGGCCCCCGUAGAGACCUGUAUGGUCAGUAUCCAAGGACUGUGUCAGAUCUUGCUUUGCAGAACCAUCUAGGGGAGAGAUGGGGCCCCUAUUUUGCCGAAUAUGACUGGUGUUCUACCUGCUCCUCCUCUUCGGAGUCUGACAAUGAAGGAUAUUUCCUUGGGGAGCCAAUCCCACAACCUGCCCAUCUCCGAUACGUUACUAGCGAGGAGCUCCUGCACAAAUACGGAUCAUAUGGCAUGCCCAAGUCUUCCACGUUGGGUGGCAGAGGACAGUUGCACAGCCGAAAAAGACAAAAGAGCAAAAACUGUAUCAUAUCCUAACAGGGUCACUGCCUGGGCACGUUCUGACAAUGUAAAUUCACUCAAACUUGCACUGUUUUAGAUCUUCAAUGCGCUUUUUAUUGUAACAAACAGACCUGAAGACUGGGGAUUUGUAAGAAGGUUGUAAAUUGGCUUCUAUAAGUAGUCAUAAAUCAUUGGCACGGUGAAUAUAUUUUGCACAUUUUACUUUCGAAAAAAACAAUUCACUUUAGCCUGUAAUAUCUACCUAGUGUUUUUCCUCUUCUUCCUAAAUACUGCCACUUCUUUAAGUCCAGUUUGUCCAUCUGUUUUAGUUACCACUGGUCACUAUAAUCAACAGCUUGCGAAUAGCUUGUGUUCUCCUAAUCCACGUUGGUUUUCACUACCCAUUUUGGUAAGUAAUUGGUCUC